Spirodela intermedia is the source of this 10679-nucleotide messenger RNA. The record is from the annotation of a GenBank genome assembly. Lineage: Eukaryota; Viridiplantae; Streptophyta; Magnoliopsida; Alismatales; Araceae.
AUGGACGAUGAGCUAUUGGAGUUGCAGAGGCAGUUCGAAUUCGCUCAGCAGGUCAAGUCGAGCAUCAGGCUGUCGGAGAGGAAUGUGGUGGAGCUGGUGGCCAAGCUCCAAGAGCUUGGCUUCAUCAACUUCGAUCUCCUCCACACCGUUUCCGGAAAGGAGUACAUAACCCCCGUAAAUCAUCUUUCAUCUCACUUAUUUUCUCCGUGAAUUCUAUCUUUCUCCAAGGGUUAAAUUCUUCGCACCCGCCUUUGGUUUUGAUUCCGCCGCGUUUUUUAAGGUUCUUCGUGUAAAUAUUCGAACUCCCGGUUAUUAUUUUGAUUAGACGCUUUCAUGCUGGCUUUGUGGCCCCAAAAUUAUCCCACUGAACUCCGUAAUUCGUAACGCUUCGUGCAGCUUAUGGUUUCACUCCAUCGCCUCGGCGUCAUGGAUUUGUUGACGUGAUUUUCGUACGAUUUUGGAUAGAUUUCCUCUAAUUUUGGCGUUUGGAUGCCAUUCAUUUAUCGUGAAUCCUACACGCGAUUUGAAAUGAUUAUGGGAGUAAUUUGCAUUUCCAAGAAUCUAGUUAGAUGCCCAACAUGUCGUGGAAGGUCGGAACUUUAAACAUGUAUAUUUCUGUUUAAAUCCAGGAAAAAUGAUUUGGCAUUUUUGUUGGCAUUUCACCAAUGAGAUCAGUAGGAUAAUGACAAUUCUACUUAUUUAACGAAUGACAUUGCAGUUGAAUAUUUAUAAAAAAUGUAAAUACUAUGUGGCAUCUGCCAUGCUAGAUAAGCGUUUCAGAUGUCUAGAGUCGAAAUGAUUUUAUAAUUUUUUAUAAUUUCAUUCUAUACAUUCUAAACAUCAAUUCAUGCAGAUAAAAGGAAAUCUGUUUUAUUUUUCAAACUGAUACUUUUUUUGUUAGAGACAAGGGUUAAAUCGGUCUAUAGAAAAGAUAACUUGACUGUGUCAGGCUAUCUGGCGUUGCAGUCAUUAACAGUGGCCGCUCGGAAUUUACUACUUAAAUUAGUUGCAAUAUUUACUUUUACAAAACACUUAUCAAAGGGAUUGACGUCGUUUUGACCAUUUGAAAGGCUUUUCACGCUGGAGUAAUUAAGUGCCACAAAAAUUUUUCAGUCAAAGAAUCAUGCCAAACUCUUAACAUUACUCUCAGGAUGCAGACGUAAAGACCAGAGACCUCGAUAGCUUGAUUCAUGAAUUGAAUUGUCUUCCCAGAAAUCUCUUAGUUUCCUGGUUACAGAGUGAUUCGGCAUACUCUCUGCUGAUUAAGGAAGGGCAAACCUUGUCGAUCCUCUUUCUUCUUUUCUCUACCUUCCGGGGUUCUUUGGGUCAAAAUUUACAUCAUUGGCGUGGCAACUAAGAUUAUUACCGGAGCUGUAAAAUGAAGCCACCAUGCCAUGCGUACUUGUGCUGUAAAAUGAUCGCGACCAUGCACUUUUAUGUCAUAUACCAUUCAGAAAUUACCUUUCAUCUUUCUUUAGAGCACAAUUUUUGAACCAUUGAACGUUGGACUGCAUAUCUCUUAGUGACUCUUAUAUCGUUUUUCUCCAUUCCAAUCCUAACAUGAUGUUAAUGCUUUAACAGGACCAACUUAGAUUUGAAAUGGCGGCAGAGAUCGAAAAGUCAGGUCGUGUUUCAUUAAUUGACCUCUCAGAUAUUAUUGGAGUUGACUUAUACCAUAUCGAGAGGCAAGCUCAGAAGAUCGUGUCAGAUGACUCAGGGCUCAUGUUAAUACAGGGAGAAGUAAUUUCACAGUCUUAUUGGAAUACUGUUGCAGAAGAAAUAAAUGAGAGACUGGAAGAAUGUAGCCAGAUUGCGUUGGCUGAAAUAGCUGCUCAAUAUCACGUUAGCUCAGAACUGGUGCUAUCUGUACUUGAGCCACGCCUGGGAUCCAUAGUAAGUUAUAGCUUUCGUUCUUGGAUGAUAAUGAUGUUAUCCACGUGCAUAUGAUUUUUAAAACUAUCUUUAUUCUUCACAAAAACAUGUUCCACGUAGCACCUAGGUAUAUGCUUUUUAAAGAAUUAUAUGGCCAUUGUUCAUUUACGUGAAUAGUAAUGAGGGGCCAGAAACAGGAAAGUGUCAGCUGGAUGGCAUUAAACCAUUGUUAUCCACCAAAAGCUUGUCUUUUGACCUGGUGUGGGAGAUGGAAAGAGUGAUUCAGAAAAUUUAAUCUAUAAUGAUUAAAACUAGUACCUUUUUUUAAUUCUGUAGUCAUCGGGUAAUACUAAAGGCUACUUGCUAUAAAUGCUAAACUUCUGGAAUAUGGCCUUACCAAUUCAGCAUUUCAUGUGAUGGGUGUGGAGCAUUUUUUCUGUAGAGCAUAGGUCACAUUGAUAUUCUAAUUAAUAAAAGUUUUUCUUACUUGUUAACGUAAUAUUAAUAAAUAGUUUUUUAAUAGAUUUCCAUAGAUGUGCCUAAAUUUUUCAUUCGAAUCUGAGCUUUUUGAUAAUCAUAUCUCAUUUUAAGGAAAAUACAGGAAUAACUAUAUGUUAAUUUUUGGAAAGAGUUGUAUAAGAAUAUAUUUUUGAUACCACGGUCAUAAAUAUUCAUGUAGUUUGUUCUAUAUUAACUGGUCACGAGGUGAGCUGACGCAUUAAUUUAUGAAUGCCACGUAAAAAUGUUUUCAUGUGAUUAAACUAUGGCAGAAAUUAGACUAAAAGUGUGUAUAUGGUGAAAGAAAACCUUCCUCUUUGUCGGUGCUUGUACCUCAUAUUAUGUUUUGGUCUUGCAUACCUUUUUAUCUUAUACCGUUGUGCCAAAAAGAAUGGGCAUAAUUCUAUGACUCAUUUCUGAUCCAUGCUUAUCAGUUCCCUUAUCUAUUGGAUAACUCUUCUAGGUAAAGGUACGAGCAGAGGGUAGAGAAUCAUAUACCUCUUUGGCCAAAUUGAAUGGUUUGGGAUAAUUUUACAAUAGACGUGAUCAGGAAGAUUUCUUAGUUUUGGAUUAACUUACAAAUGUUUUCAUAUCUUAGAAUUGUUUCCCACUGAAAAUGUAUGUUGGAAGGAAGAUUACCUCUUGAUUAUCAUUAUUAUUUUGACAUUAUGUUGUGAAUGUUAGUUUUGAUUUUUCCAUUUUUAUUUCUCUUAACUGGCGUAAAAAUUCACAUUUUUGUAUUGAUUAUUCGUUCACCAAUCACUCAACUUUCUUCAGAUUAAGGGGAGAUUAGAAGGGGGACAAUUAUACACCCCUGCUUAUGUUGCACGUGUUAGUGCUAUGGUUCGUGGGGCUGCAAGGGGUAUCACCGUUCCAACAAAUUUACCAACGGUCUGGAGCUCCUUGCAAUACUUAUUGCAAGAAAUGGUUGGUUCCAGUGGUGUCUCAGUUGAAACUGCGUUUUUCCAGUCAUUGUUUAAUGGACUUGUAAAGGAGGGACAGAUCCUUGGAUCAAUUCGUGCAGGAGUUCAAUGGACGCCUUCUGUGAGAACUAUUGCUUAUUUCUUAUGUAUAUACUGAUACUACAUUCAAUUAUUUCAUAAUAAGUAUCAGUAUUGAACUGUUGACAGGUUUUCGCCCAUGCUCAGAAAGAGAGCGUGGAGUCUUUCUACUCGCAGGUCUUUUUCUUUCCAAGAUAGACACGUAAUUUCCUGCAUGAAUUUUGUGAUUCAUUGGAUAUUCUGUUUAUUUGUUUUGAAAAAAUCCAAAUGGUCUAAAUGCUCAUCUAUUUUUUAAUGUCGCUCAGUGGUGACAUUUUUGUUGAGCUUUCUCAAGUUUAUGAAGAAAGCUGUAACUUUGGUCUAAUUGAACUUUUACUAGUUCUAACGGCAUCUUCUAGUGUGUUAACUUUCCAACCGCUGAUCUUUGUCUUUAGGUCAGCAUUUGAAAGGUCAUUUUGACGUAAUCGGUGCUUGUUGAAAUUUAAGAUCAAAUUUCAUAAAAGGAUAUGAUCUUGAGGUCUGGUUUCAUCCCUUCACUUUUUUUUUUUUCCAUUACAGAAUUCCUUCAUCAGCUAUGAUGUUCUUUACAAACUCGCGAUCCCCCAGCCCAGGCAGUACUUGCAGGUAUUAAGGGGCAUCUUUAUUAUCUUCGAUAUUUUAUAUUUUUUUUGUGUAUUCUUGUUCCAAGAUCCAAAUUUGCUUUCAUGUAAGUGAGUUUCUUAUUUGAUCAGUUGUUUACGUACUUACAUGUAGUCUCGGUAUCCUGAUGGUAUACAACUGGAAAACGUUUUUGUUCGCACUUCAAUGGUAGAAAUGUUGGAUGCUGCUGUGCAGGAUGCAAUUGAGCAUGGUAACUGGUAAGUUUCGCAAGUCUAAUUUAUUUUCUAUGCUCAUUCAGAUAAAUACUCUCUUGAGCUUUAAUUUGUCUUGUUUUACAUCCAUUCCCAUUACCCUGCUUCGUUCCUUGAUCCUUGGAGUUCAUAUUCUGGUUCCCUCUUUAGAGUAAUCAGAUGAUGGCUCUGCUUUUUUAUACUCUUAAGCUUGUCCUUUAAUGGAAACUUAUGUUUUCACUUAUCUAGUUCACAGAUUCUCCUUUUCUCACCUAAUUUUAAAUAUGCUUCACAGAAUAUCAGCUAACAGAACUAAACGAAUCACAAAAAAGAGUCCUAGUUAUGGUAUUCCGAACACCGUAGCUUUUUUCUUUCUCCUGCCACUAGAUUUCAUGAACUUUAUUUAUUGUCCUGUAGGGAUGAAUUCGACCUGUAGAUUACUCAAACAUUCUAAUCCAUCAAAAUUCUCAGGAAUGAACCCAAAUUCAUUUCGAACUCCAUCCAAAUGUAGCUUAUCGAUAAAUUCUUCCAUGUCUGUUGUAUUCAGUGAAAACAAGUGCAGUCUCAAGGCUGAUUGUCAACAGAAUUAUGUCACGCAACUGAAGCCAGCUAUCUUUGUUUCUUUUCCUUUUCAAUCCCAAUGGGGGACAAGAUAUCCCUGGUGGUUCUGAAGAACAGGAAGAUAUGCACAAAAUGUGACGCGAAAAGUCCCAUUGAAUGUAAAAGAAAAAAAAAACCGAAGCAUAAAUUCCACUUUAUUUCUAAUGAUUUCCAAAUCUCUAGUCCAAAUAUAACGAACAGUUUAGUGAUAGAUUCAUCAUAUUGAGAAUUUUACUAGUAUGAGGUUGAUACAGGAUAUAAAAGCAAUUAGAGAAAUACAAUUGCUUGUUUAAUGACUAUUUUAGGCAUGUUGUGUGACUUGUACGUGUAGUCUUGUGGACAAUAUCAUAGAAUCAUUCCAUCAGCGGAAAAACGGGGUUUGACUUCAUGAGAACCAUUCCAUUAGAAUAAAAAUAUUGGUCACGGCAUCACAAGAUCAUCCUAUUAUAGGGAUAAAAAAAUCCAUUCCAUUUAAGGAUGCAGGAAUGACUGUAAGUUGGACAAGAUUAUUAGAUUGGAUGCAUAUACUUUAAUUGGUAUGAAUCCAAUAUUGGAUGCCAAUUGUCCUUAAGGCCUAUACAGAGAACCUCCUUAUUGGUAUGAAUCCUCUGAUGACAAUGACACGUUCUGGAAAAAUCUAUGCUAAUAAGGGUUAAAUUAGGACGAGAGUUUCUCAACGAAAACUACUGAUAGAGGUAGGCACUGGAAACAGGAAUGGACUCUGGUGCCAAAGUAAAGCUUCAAGAGUGGGAAAAAAACUCUUAUUGUGGCAGCCCUGGUAAAGAAAAAAGUACGAAUGUUGAUGGAUGGACAUUGAUCCGUACAGUGACCUACCUUUUUCUGGUUACUCGAGCCAUGGGCAGGACUCCUUUCCCAAAAUGCCUUUAUUCUAUCUCCAAUACCGACAUCUUCUUGCUGCUUCAGCUCCGUUGCACUUUUUUUGCAUUUUAUGUUUUUCAGAUCACACUAUAUAUUAUACAUGCCAAUUUCACUUAGUGCCAAAAUUUAAGUGCAUGCUUAAUUGUACGAACUUAGAUUGAUGUUCGAAUUACUUUGAUUAGAUUCUGGAUUCACUCUUGUUCUGGUUUGGGGUUGGCCUGGACCGGCCAAGAUGAGAUUCAAAACAGGCAAAAAAUUGGUUUUCGUCAGUUUGAUGUGCUCAAUCCUUGCCCUGUUCUGUUUCUCCCAUCUAUUUAAAUUUUGCCUUAAAUUGCUCCACUUUCUCUGUUUUUUUGUUGUUGUAAGUCUGCUGAUGUAAGGUUUAAAACCCGCAUUAUACUUCUCUGAAAUUUUUGCUUCUUAAUCGUUAUAAAUGUGAUGUGGACUCAAAUAUAGAAUGUAUGAUAUCUCAAAAAUGUGGCUUGUGUAUUCCUUUGAGCUUUCUUUGAGCGGAAUGUUCUAAUCAAGCUGUCUUUAGUAUGAUUUUUAAUUUUAAAAUUUUGGGACGAAGGCUAUUUCUUGGUCCUUUUCUGUUGUACAUUUUAUAGGUGCAUAAUAUACCACGAAAAUGUAGAAUAUUUUAUUUUUUGAUUUACUUUUCUCUCUGGUGCACGUACACUUGUGGCCACUUUUCUUUGAGCCUUACUGAAAGAAGCUCUUUUGUCGAUCAGGAUUGACUGUCUUUCAGUUCUACCAGCAUCUAUUGAUCCUCUUGAUGCCUCCAAACUUUUAUCUCUAUCUUCAUCUGUUCAGAGAGCACUUAAAGUAAGUAUUUAAAUCGGUCAUGUAGUUUACAAAGUGAUGGCAAUUACUCGAUUCGAUUUUGUUAAUGUUAUCCUGUCUCUCUCUCUCAGUCCGAAAAAGCAGUUAUCUUGGGGGAGUCGUGUGUAUUUAGCAGUACUUAUGUGAAGGUGAUAUUCUGAUUCGUAAUCUAUCUACGGUACCUCUUUAUAUUGAACGAAAAAUGAAAAAAAAAAGAUUUUUAAUCAGAACUGCUUGUAAUUGAUUAUUUCUACUGUUUUCCUUUGUUAGGAUUUAUUUGAAAAAAUGGAGAAAGAGCUCGAAACACUUAGCUACAAUCUGUCUGCUGGUCAAAUGCUAGAAUAUCAUCAGUCCUCUGUGUCGAGUGAGGUAGAUGUAGAUGAUGCUGCCGGUAAGCAUAUUCCAGAAAAAGGGUCGAAGAAGAAGAAAGGAAAGCUCACUGGUUCAGCGAAGACAGUUAUGAGUGAAAGUGAUCCAUCUUCCCAGGAAAAUAUCUCAACAAGAUCUAAGAAAAAUCAGCGAAAAAGCAAGGAAGCUGCACCUGUUGCUGCCUCUGUUGCAAAAACGGGCAACACCAGAGUUGUGGGAAAAGUGGAGGAAAGCCAGAAUAUUCCUUCUGAAGAGUGGGUAAUGCAGAGGAUCAUGACCCUAGCCCCAGACUUGGAAGAAAUAGGAGGUUUGUUUCUGCUUGUUUGCCAACUAAACUAAGAUAGUCUAGAAUUUUUUAAUCUUUUAACUAAUCUAGCACCUAACUUCAGAUCCAGAUGACCCACAAAGUUUGCAGAAACAUUUGUCAUCUCACUUGAGGCCGAAGCUUGUAAUUUCAUGGAAGAAGAAGAGAAACACGUUACUCAUGGAAAAUGCCGAGAAAAGACGUUCCCUGCUUGACAACUUACAGAAGCAGUUGGAUGAGGUUUGGCUCUGAUUGUGCCUUUCUUCAUCUCUAAAGUGGUAUAUAGCUUAGUAAAGUUGAUAUAUGCUAUAUAGGGAGGUACUAAUAAGAAUCUAUAUUUAUAUUCUAGUUUAGGAUAUUCUGGGCUUUAUCAUAUUAUUUUGACUGCUGCAUUUUCGUGCUCAAGUAAUCUUGCAUCUAUGUGUGAUAGGUUAUUAUUAUUAUUAUUUUUAAAUUGGUUAUCCUUGUUUUCUUUCAAGGCUGUCCUAGAUUUACUGCUUUAUGAGAAAUCACUCGAACUAUUUGAAGAUGAUCCUACAACUUCGGUAAGUUGUUGUUUACGUACACUGAUAUCUAACUUCUAUGCGGCCUUUUUCUGACAACUUCAGUGUUUUUCUUUUUGGUCAGAAUAUCCUACACAAGCAUCUCCUAAAAACAACUGCUGCUUCUAUUGUUGACAGAUUUCUACUCUUCUUGGUAAUGUAUUUCUGUAUUUUCAAAUGGAUUCAUGCUAUUUUUUUCGAAAGUGCGAUUCUUUCUUCUCUAAUUGGUUGCUCCCAACGAAAUGCUGAUCUGUUGACGAUCAUCGUUUCCUGAUGGUCUUACAUAUUUUCCUGAGCACGCUAGAGAAAUGAAACAUGUUUUAUGCUGCAACUGAUUAGUUAACUGGUUGCUUACGAAUUUCUGCCGCAUUGGUGGUGUUUGCAUGAGUGUUACUGGUAUUAAAUUUGCACAAAUUCUUCACAAAAAUUGUCUGCUCGCACUUUUUGUCUCUGCAAUGUACUCCAAGUAGUGGCGGACCCGCCAAAUCCAUGUGACGUGCUAAUGGUUUUCUGAUUCUGUCUGCCUUCCGAAAUUCCAAUCCACCAUUUACCUUUCUGAGCCCUGAUUGAUCCCUACGAGAACCGGUCAGAUCAUGCAUGACUUCGGCCGUCAGUGUAUAUCAUUCGCAGUGAAGUGUUCAUCUACUUGGAUACCACAGAGAAGUAAACACCAGGAUGGUCAGCUUAUGUUACUCCUCAUGCCUCUCUUUCUAGUUCCAGUCAGGUAGUAAACAUUUAUGGCUAGCAUGUAGGAUGUAACUAUGAAUGGGUAGUGUACCAUGUUCUGUUUAUGGGAUCAAAACAGAGAUGGCCUUUUGGAGAGAUUGCCCGAAUGAUUGAUAGCUCCAGUCAGGAAAACCGGUGCAAUUCUGAAGAAUCAUUAAGGGUUUGAGUCCCUCUCUCUCUCUCUCUCUCUCUCUCUCUCUCUCUCUCUCUCUCUCUCUCCCAUUUCUUUUAAAUAUUUCUUGAUUGGACUAAUAUGCUGUCAUAACCCCAAUGGUUUGGUUACAUGGGAUAGGAUUGCUGAGCCAGAACAAGAAAAGUAUAUUUAUUUACAGCAAUCGCAGGUCUAGGGAAGAACACACCCCAAAUCAUGAUCGAUUCCCCUUCCAACUCCCGUUGCAGAUGCCCCCCAAAAAGAGGAAUCCUAGAACAAAAUGAGAAGGUCAUGGUAUCCUGGAAUAGAUCUCCCUUUCCACUUUUACCCACCCUCCAUACGAUACUGGACCUGGAAGCAUACAGAUAAUAUAAGAAUGGGUCACGAGCAAGGAGAAUGUAUGAAGAGAGAGUACCUUCAUUCCACGGCAUAAAAACAGGAGAGAUCCUUCCCUUUUUUUGGGGUAAAAUGGUGCCCGACAUCCUCCCAUCAUCUGUAGAAAGGUAGAAAAAAUUGAACGGUCAAACAAGUAGUAGGCUUUCAAUCUCUGCCACCAUCCACGACCAACUAAUGAAACAAUGAAACAAAAGGCUCCCUGCCAGAGUCCCUGCCAAACUAAUAAAAUGCUUCAAUAUAGUCACCGAGAACAGUAGGGAGAACAGUAUGGUACCAUAUCCUGCAUAAUAUCUAUGAUAUUUCCAUAUUUAAAAGAUAAGGGCUACCGGUACAUCAUCACGCACAUUUAUCUGAAUUAUCUCAUUUCUUCUUCCUUGUAUUCAUCCUAUUAGCAUUUCCAGUACGAUAUGUUACGACCUCGUUUCUCCCAUUUUGCCGGCCUGCCUCCCAUUGCAUGCGAUUUUCUCAGAACAUUUCUCAUGUCGCAUAGGACACGGACAACAAACUGAAGAAUGGAGUGGAGGUUGAAGAUCCCCAGAACCCGGGAGCUGUGCCCUUGUCCCCUGGAGAUCGAAGUGCUCUUGUACGAUUGCCCUCUCAGUCCGUUUCCCCCGCGUUUCUUCACAAGGUUGCUAAGCUGGUUCUUCUGUACACAGGCCAAGAAUUUAUCUGGUGGACUUUCAGCAAAGGCUCAAGCCGCAGUUGACGCACUGGAAGGAAAGGUUCCCCCGCAGAGAGCCUUCUGUCUGAUCUCUUUCAUUUUCCUUCCCAGUACGUCGGAACUUACUGCCCACUUUUCCUUUCUCUGCAUCAAACCCGGCAGCGAGUGGACUCGUUCUUGAGUGCACUUGGAUCCCUUGCAGAGGAGUGGUAAGGAUGCGGACUCACCCAUUUCUAGCUCUUGGUCCCCAGUCAACGUCCUAAUGUGGAUCCCAUUUACAGUGGGCUUCUGGUAAAAAAACUCGACAAGAAGUUAGAGAGGACGCUGCUCCAUUCAUACCGCAAGGUUGACCCCGCCACCCUGCAACUCGCUUUCCACAUAGUUUUUAUCAACUGGCCCGGAAUGACGUUGACUCCUGUGCUGCCUCCAAUGCAAGGAUCUGAUGUCCCAAGUUUCAUCAGAGAUGGACCCGGUCGCCCUUCUUCCCAAGGUCAUAUCUCUCCUUUAUAUACAGGUCAGCAGCCUUCUUCCCUCGUCACUCCCUCUGUUCACUAGUCUGCUGCCAUAUUCAGACCUCGGUGGCUGUUUUCAGGUACAUAACAGGGCUCUUCAGGCGCCCGGUAGGGCUAUUUCUGCAGCCCUUGCUAAGCUGAAGGUAGGGGGAGACCACCUCGUCUCCUCUGUUUUUCCUCUUCUUGGAUCACUUAGCCUCAAAUAAAUAUGCACAUAAAUUACAUGCGGCAGGAUAAGUUGCCAGAUUCGACCUACAAGACCUUAGCGGACUACCACGCGGCGACCGUUACUCUCUUGGCCCUCCUUGCGGCGGCGACCGGAGAGGUGAGUGGGGAUCGAUCCGAGGGAAUGGGCCGCGGAUCGGCCCAUACUCUUGUCUUCGUUGGGCCUUCAUAUCCUUCGUCUCUGUGCAGGAAGAUGAUUGCUCUUCCGACAGAAUUCUGUCCAAGAGAGAGUUACUCGAGAGCAAGAUGCUGGAGAUGAAGAGCGUAGUGCUGAGCAAUCCCAGCUCUUGA